Messenger RNA from Prunus armeniaca (apricot), 1335 nucleotides. Lineage: Eukaryota; Viridiplantae; Streptophyta; Magnoliopsida; Rosales; Rosaceae. The record is from the annotation of a GenBank genome assembly.
AUGACAGAACCUUCUAAAGUCAUUCAUGUCCGAAAUGUGGGGCAUGAAAUUUCUGAAAAUGAUUUGCUCCAGCUAUUUCAGCCAUUUGGAGUCAUAACUAAGCUUGUGAUGCUUCGUGCAAAAAAUCAGGCUCUUAUCCAAAUGCAAGAUACCCCUGCUGCAGUAAGUGCACUGCAAUUCUAUGGAAAUGUUCAACCUGCCAUAAGGGGAAGGAAUGUCUAUGUCCAGUUCUCAUCACAUCAAGAAUUGACAACAAUGUAUCAGAAUGCUCAAGGACGAGGAGAUGAGCCAAACCGAAUUCUCUUAGUUACAAUUCAUCACAUGCUAUAUCCUAUAACAGUGGAAGUUCUGCAUCAAGUGUUUUUUCCUCAUGGAUUUGUAGAGAAGAUCGUCACUUUUCAGAAGUCAGCUGGUUUUCAGGCCCUAAUCCAGUAUCAGUCACGGCAGAGUGCCGUUGCAGCUAGAACUGCGCUGCAGGGACGCAAUAUUUAUGAUGGUUGCUGUCAAUUGGACAUUCAGUUCUCAAACCUUGACGAGUUACAAGUGAACUACAAUAAUGAGCGUUCAAGAGAUUUCACAAACCCCAAUUUGCCUUCAGAACAGAAAGGAAGAUCCCCGCAGCCUGGGUAUGGUGAUGCAGGAGGCGUGUAUGGCCUUCAAGGUACUGGAGCCAGGGCAGUUGGAUUUCCGCAGAUGGCUAAUGCGGCUGCAAUUGCGGCCGCCUUUGGUGGAGGUUUACCUCCUGGUAUAAGUGGGACAAAUGACAGGUGUACAGUACUUGUCUCAAAUCUCAAUCCUGAUAAAAUAGACGAGGAUAAGCUUUUUAACUUGUUUUCCAUAUAUGGAAACAUUGUGAGAAUUAAACUUCUUCGAAACAAACCAGACCAUGCACUUGUCCAGAUGGGUGAUGGCUUCCAGUCCGAACUGGCAGUACACUUUCUAAAGGGUGCAAUCCUGUUUGGGAAGCGAUUGGAGGUCAACUUCUCAAAGCAUCCGAAUAUAACCCAAGGUGCCGACACACAUGAAUACAUGAACUCAAAUCUCAACCGCUUCAAUCGUAAUGCAGCAAAGAACUACCGCUAUUGCUGUUCGCCAACAAAGAUGAUCCACUUGUCUUCUCUUCCCCAGGAAGUCACUGAAGAGGAGAUUGUGAACCACCUAGAGGAAAUUGGUACCAUUGUAAACACGAAGCUCUUUGAGAUGAACGGAAAGAAGCAGGCGUUGGUUCUGUUUGAAACUGAGGAGCAGGCCACUGAAGCUCUUGUGUGCAAGCAUGCUACCUCGCUCGGUGGGUCAAUAAUCCGAAUCUCCUUUUCGCAGCUACAGGGAAUAUGA